AUGAGCUUUGUGUCCGAAACAAAUAUAUUAUACAGGAUUUUUUGGAGUUCAGCUGUGACAUCAGAGGAUCCAAUAGUGCGCAUCUCCGGCGCCCGCAAGCGUAGCAUUGGCCGUGAAAUCCCCCGAGUCGAGUUGAGUAUUCUACGACCAGAUUACUUUGACCUCGCACCUCACCUAGAAGGUGCACAGACGUGUACACAUUCGGAAUCCGACAAGAGAACGCGAUAA
This is a messenger RNA of Parnassius apollo (apollo), 228 nucleotides long. The record is from the annotation of a GenBank genome assembly. Lineage: Eukaryota; Metazoa; Arthropoda; Insecta; Lepidoptera; Papilionidae.